AUGGAUACGACGAGCAACCUUUUUACCAAGGACGCUACCGUCUCCCACAACAUCCCAGCGUUGCGCGAUUUGGACGCGUUGCCGGACCGCAGUCUCCCUGAGAUGCGCCUGAAAGCUGCCGCAUCUCCAUCUCGCUCCCGUCGGGCAGCCUCCACCGACCCAAAAAUCAUCACCAACACGCUCGACGACCUCUACAGCUAUGCCACCAUCCACUGGAGUGGGGAUAGCAGCCCCAACGUCUUCGUGCUCACCCAGCGCUUUGGCAGUGACGGCUACGCUAGCGUCUCCAAUGUCUACCGCUCCACCGACUACGGCGUCUCCUACUCACUUCUCAACACCCUACCCUCAAACGCCGUCGUCGACUACCUCGUGCCCAGCCCCCUCUCUGCCAAACACGUCAUUUUUGUGGGCCAGGCUGCCCAAGCCUUUUACAUCACGCAGGACGAUGGUGAUAGCUUCACCACCGCUAAGCUCAGCUUUGAGCCCACUGAACUCACCAUGAACCCCAACAUCGAUGGCCUCCUCUUCGCGCGCGACAAUACCACCCAGUUCCUCUACGUCAGCAAAGACCGUGGCCAAACCUUCAGCCCGGCCUUGACCGACGGCGAGCAAGAGCAUCGCGUCGUUGCCGCCUACUGGUCGCGCGCUGGCUAUGGCAGCGAUAAUGAUGAUACGUUGUAUCUCGAACUCGACCAGUCCGCCACCAGCACCAUCGCACACGUCGUCCGCAUCAACAGCGCCCGCGCCGCCGUGAACAACAACGCCGCUGACUCUGGUGAUGACAUUGGGCAAGGCCUCACCGGCAUUGUCCCGGGCUCCUUUAUCCUUGCCGAUGCCUACUGCAUGUUCCAAACUGGCCCUGCCAAUAAUCGCUCCCUCUACGUGUCGUACAACCGAAGUGCCUUCCAGCUCGCCGACUUUAGCGGCGGUGCGCCAGAAGCCAAUUAUAUGGUGGUCGAUGCUCUCGAGGAUCAGAUCAUGGUUGCCGUCGAGCACCUCAACAAAAGCAAUCUGUACAUCUCCAACCGUCAAGGCCUAGACUUCACCCUCAGCCUUGAAGACGUCAACUGGUUCACCGCCUACAGGACCGCCUACGUCGAUGUCAAGCCCAUCGAAAGCCUCGAGGGGGUCUACGUUGCAACGCAGCGCUUUGCUUCGGGGGCUCACGUCUACCUCCGCACCCUCAUCACGUACGACAAGGGUGCCCGCUGGCAAUCCGUCCGGCUUGAUGGUUGUGAAGGAGACCAAGACGCUUGCGGCCUUCAACUUUACCUGCAGUACACUGGCCUCUACAAGGGGUUUAGCUUCGAGACGACAGUCGCCACUCAGAGUGCCCCGGGAUUCAUCCUGGCCACCGGUAACAACGGAAGCCUGCACACCGCUGACAGCGGCACCUACGUCUCGCGCGACGCAGGCCUCACUUGGUCGAGUGUCGAGGACGAUGCUUAUCAAAUGCUCAUCCUUGAACACGGUGGCGUCAUGGUCCUCGUUUCUCCCAUUGACAUUCAGCACGCCAGCUCCGUCAACGAGCUCAAGUACUCCAUCGAUGAAGGUCGUACCUUCAACAACGCUGCCGUGCCCUCGUCCUUGCACUUUGCCGCGAUCCUGACCGAACCCGGCGAGACGCGCGCCCUCCUCACCAUCUGGGGCUAUCCCAAAAGCGGCUUCUCACGCAAAUGGACCAUCGUCUCCGUGAAUUUUACCGCCAUCUUUCACCGCAAUUGCAAUUUUCCUAGCGAUUACGAGCCUUGGACGCCCCGUGACCCUGCCUCGCCGCUCAUGUGUGACCUGGGCCUCUCCGAGGUUUUUUGGCGUCGCACUGCCAAGGCUGCUUGCCUCAACGGCUAUGACUUUGACCGCCCCACCAAUGUGUCUGCCUGUGAAUGUGUGGCCGAAGACUUUGAAUGCGACGAAGGCUUUGAGCGCACGGCCAUUGAUCAACCCUGUGUACCCGUGUCCAAUAAAGCUGCAAAACAGUGCACCCCCGGGGAGACGGUAACCAUGUCCCGUGGCUAUCGCCGCGUGGCAGAUGAUGGUUGCACGGGUGGUCUGGCUGUGCUCAUCGAGCCUGUAACCUAUAUUUGUCAAAACUUUUGUCCUGUGAGCGAGUGGACCGAUUGGACCAGCUGUGACCUCUGCGCCGGCGACGAGUUUAGCUUCCGCCGCCGUCAAAAGCUCGAUGUUACCGUCGACGAUGAUUUGUGUCCCUGCCUGACGGAGAGCCGAGCUUGCCCUCGCCCGUCUCUCUCCUCCGCCGUGGCCAUUGUCCCUCGAGUGGCCCGAUUCGCCGUCGACUCUGAAAUUAUUCUCACUUCCAGCCUGGCCACGCAAAGCCCCGCCUGCGCUGCUGGGACCACGGUCUUUGGCCUUGUUACCUUCCAUUGGGAUCUUGGCACGACUGCCGUGCAAAUUCUCAAUGGUGCGAGUGACUCGCGCUCAACGGCCACCGUGUCUGACCUAUCUAUCACCCAACCUGGCAUCUACUCGGUCGUUCUUCGCGUCAACAAUUCCCAAUCUGAGGGCAAUGCCACCAGCACUGUGAUUGUUUACGCAAGCUACGUAGUUAUGGGCAUGACGUAUGAUGCCUCAGGCAUCACUUCACUCGACGCCGUGCGACAGUUGCUGAUUGAGCAAUUUCCCGUCCUUUUGGAUGCAGCCAGUGUUCAGGAUGCUGAAUUGGUGGACCAGGUUACAGUCAGUCAGAGCGGUCAGCAACUUGUGGUGGAAUUCCGGGUCCUCGAUGCUGACGGGGCAGCCAACUUUGUGGAGCGGCUCAGCGCGGACAUUCGCAAGUACGCCGAACAGGGCAAGCUCGACCUCACCUACGCCAACCACCACAUUGCGGCCCAGCCCACGACGCUUCACGUCGUUUCGGGCGCUACCAAGGGGGCUGCAACGCAUGGUGCGGGUGCAUACACAACAUCACCCAAGCCAACCGUCAUGGCCAGCCGCGAUGCCUCUGGCAACAAGUCGCUUGUAGGAGCCGUGGUGGCUUUGGGCCUGAUUAUUUGUCUGCUUUUGGGCGUGGCUGGUUUCAUGAUUCUGCGUCGCCGCUUGCGCAGCAGCCGCACCUACAACCGCUUGGAACAACGGGCCAAUGGAUUCGAGGAUGAGUUGGAAGACAAUGCAGAUCCAGAGCAUAUGCCAGCCGGAGUAACGGCCAAUAAUUUGUUCCUCGGAGAGCCCCGGGCGCAAGGGGACGUGUCUGUACACGAAAACGAUUAUGACGAUGAACUUCUGGACUUUUAGCUGGCAGGCUCACCGUUGUUUUUCAGAAAGAGCAUUCUGCUCAGCU
This is a messenger RNA of Monosiga brevicollis MX1, 3295 nucleotides long. RefSeq lists its product as uncharacterized. Gene Ontology annotation, molecular function: protein binding. Gene Ontology annotation, cellular component: Golgi apparatus; membrane. Lineage: Eukaryota; Choanoflagellata; Craspedida; Salpingoecidae. Gene Ontology annotation, biological process: post-Golgi vesicle-mediated transport. The transcript is spliced from 6 exons. The record is from RefSeq and is a predicted model, not a curated record. Bases 1 to 3249 code for a protein of 1082 amino acids.